Molecule: messenger RNA, 4360 nt
Organism: Sodiomyces alkalinus F11
Lineage: Eukaryota; Fungi; Ascomycota; Sordariomycetes; Glomerellales; Plectosphaerellaceae
Exons: 2
Coding region: 262-4047 (1261 amino acids)
Biological process (GO): mitotic cell cycle
Source: RefSeq, a predicted model, not a curated record
GUCAUCAACACCAUAAACCUACCCCAUCAACGUAUCAUCUCGCUGCUGCAGAAUGUGAAUCGACAGCUUUAACUUGGUCCGAAGUUCUCCUUGUUUUACUAACCUAACCCAACAGUGCAGCAUAUCCUCUUUUUUCCCCUCCAUUUUCCUUGUCCAUUCUGUCGAGCACGACAUCUUUUUUGCUUCCUCCCGUUCACGAAACUGCAAGCAACACCCUUCCGUACAUAUCAUAUCUUCCCUGGGAACCUAAACUCAGUCAACAUGGAUCCUCAGUCUCCCCCCAAACGCAUGACCCGAGCUCGUGCUGCCGCAAAGGCAGGCGAGACCGGGUCGUCCAAGACCUCUCGCGUCACCACCGCAGCUUCCAGAGCCAAGGCUGCUGCCUCGGCCGGCCCAGUUAGUAAUAAGAGGAAAACUCGCUCGGACGAUUGCGAGGUAGAGCCACAAAACAAAGGACGACAGAGACAACAACUGAGACACGAAGAAGAAGAAGAACACAACGAAGCAACCCAGCGACCAGAAUCCGCCACACGCCUUACGAGGGCAACUCGAGGCCGGCCUAGGAAGAACCCUGAGCCUGCCACAGCAGAGUCUUCAUCAUCAUCAGCAACAGCAACAGCAACAGCAACAACAACUUCAACUUCCACGUCGGCCACCGCUCCAACCCGCGCCCCUCGCGCCAGGGCCGCCACUCGCAAGACUGUCGUCGAACCUCCUCGUCCAGAGUCGGUCAAGGUUGAGCCUUCCAAGCCCACCACCCGAGGACGGCCGAAGAAAACCCCGGUGUCCGAAGACGCCCCCACGUCCACCGCGCCAGACCCCCCCAAGAAAGCAACGACGCGUUCCCGUACGACCGUCUCAUCAACCGCGACUACCAUGUCCGCCACGACUACCAAGGAGAAGGUGAAGAAGAAGGUCACCUUCGAAGCACCCGAGAAGGAGAAUGUCGAUCCCGACGCCAGCAAAAAGUCUGCGUCUGCCGAUAAGGCUCCUGCUGCCACUGGUCUUCGCGCUCGCCCGGUGCGCAAAGCCCCGCUGCCGAGGGCCGCCCUUGCCGCUACCAGGGCCGGCUCGACCUCGACCUCGACCUCGGCCGCGGGCCCUGCGAGGGAGCCCAAGGCACCUCUGAGCCCUAAGAAGGUCACUCAGGUGCCAUACUCCCGCGACGAUUCAGAAGAUGAGCUUACCACCAUGGAAAAGGCCCCCGUUAGGUCCAUGGUCAAAGAUCCGGUCAAGCCUCCCGCGAGCGCCCUUUCUUCUUUCAGAAAGCCCAAUCUCCGACUCGAGCAGCCAGACUCGGUACCCGAGAAACCCCGGUCCGUCGAUGAGAAGGGGGAGGAGGAGCAGGAGCAGGAGCAGGAGGAGGAGGGUCUGCCUCGGAACGCUCUGACCAGCCCAGCUCGUCGCCUUGCCACAUCUCCGUCUAAGGAGAAGGAGUCGAUGAAGUCGCCCGCCAAACGGGGCGAGGGUCUCACACUCCCCAAGUUGUCUUCUGCCUCGGCUGCAAAUCCUAGCUCGGACGCCCACGCCACUCCCUUCAAAUCGUCUCUCCUCAACACGCCUGCCAAGCGCCCUCAAUCGGCUCUCAAGGGCUUCCACUUGAACCUUCCCUCCGCCAGCCGAAGCGCAUCCGACGAGAACGUCUCUGCUCGGAACCCUUCGUUCCUGAAAUCACCGGCCAAGCGGCCUCACAUGUCCAUCCUGCCUCGGCCUUCUCCAACCCCGGAAGAGCCUGUUGUGGAGGAGACCUCGUCUGCUGUGAAUAACGCGCUACCUGCCGUCGUGGCUGAACCGUCCGUCGAGAUGUCGGAGUCUCCCUCAGAAAAGCCGACUGCCCUGACGUCCUCCGAAAAACUCAUGAUCGAGGAGCACAGCGAGGAAGCGAUGAAUCAACUUGCCGAUGAACUGGACCUUCGCGAACCUCUCACACUUCACUUCCCCGGCAGGCUGUCUGCAGUUCUCCCCCGCCACGCUGACCCGGCCCUCAAGGACAGACCAGCCAUUCUUCACGAGCAAUUCGAAGGCCGGGCCGCCCAGUCAGCAGCACCGUCGCCCGAACCGCUUCAGAUUUCCUACCAGGAACCAUCAUCCGCCGAGGUUGUGGAUGUCGUUGACCCCAUGGUGGUAGAUGAGUCGGAUUCCCCUUCUCAGACGGCGUCGCAGCCGGCUGAUUCUACUACUACCCCUUCUGCCGCACUGUCCCGCUCUCCUCCGAAGGGUGCCUUCGGCCUGCGACAGAGGGAUAGGGAGCCCUAUCACGAUUUGGAUUCGGAGCCUGAGGACGACGACGCAACUUGUAAGCUACGAAUGAAUCAUCUGGCCUCAACGACUCCUGCGACCAGGUCAUCUCGACGCAGCCUGGCAUCAUCGGCUCGUGUGCCCACUGCUGGAUUCACCCCUCUUGCCCAACAACUCAGCGCCUGGUCCACCGCCAGUCCCGUCAAGACCACCAAGCAGUCUGUAACCCCGGGAGGCUUCGCGUCUCACGGCUCUCGUCCCAAGUCCCCCGAGCUCGAAGUGACGUCUGACGUCGAGCCGUCGCCCGUGAAGAGCACUUUUUUUGAGGACGAGAUGACUGUCCGCGCCGAGUCGGAGGCCCAGGAGUCCUUGAACGCCGCCAUUGACGCGGUUGACGCAAUUGACGCUGGCUUGAUGAGUGGCACUGAAGAGCCCGAGUUUGACGACAUUAUGGUGACCGACGAGGAUAUGGAACUGGCCGCCGAGGCCGAUGAGAUGUCCCUCCUGGAACCUGAACAGGUCUACCAUGGGGCGAACACCAAGAGCUUUGACGACUCUCUUUCCGAUGCGAGCCAGGAAUAUGGCGAUGAGAACGAGAUGCCCGUCGACCCUGCCCUGGCCCGUGCCGACACCCGGCCGAGCGUCUCCAUUCCCCCCAAUACCCCAAUGCGCACCCUUCACCGGGAGUUCCAUACCGUGUCCAAGGUUCCGCUCAAGCCCGCGGAUGACUCGACGCCUCGCCCGAGGAGGAAGCGCGCCGCCAGCAUUUCACGUCUGCCCGUCAGCCGCCCGACCCAGGGACUCACUAGGAGCGCCACCGUCAUCUCGUACUCUCCAAUGAAGAACAACAAGAUUGACGACGGGCAGGAAGACCCUGGAUCCGGCGGCCGGGGGACGUCGGCGCCCGCAACGCCGACCAAGUCGGAGGCGGCGUGGUCCAACAUGGGAACUCCCGCACGCACCCCACGCCGGGACCUCAACCCGUCGCUCCUCAGCGGCGCCGUCGUGUUUGUGGACGUGCACACCAGCGAGGGAGCCGAUGCCAGCUGUAUUUUCGUCGAUCUCCUCAACCAGAUGGGCGCCCGCUGCGUCAAGAACUGGGCCUGGAACCCGGACGGCACCGGUGGUUCCGACAAGGUUGGCAUUACGCACGUCGUCUACAAGGACGGCGGCAAGCGUACGCUGGAGAAGAUCCGUGAGACGAGGGGCCUUGUCCAGUGUGUUGGCGUCAGCUGGGUUCUUGACUGCGAGAGGGAGAACAAGUGGCUUGACGAACAACCGUAUUACAUCGACACGUCCCUGACACCCCGCGGGGGGGCUCGUCGUCGCAAGACCAUGGAGCCGAGAGCUCUGGAAAAGAUGAACGGCAUGCUGGCGUCCGGCUCCCCGACUAAAGGCCGGCGUCGCCACACGCAGACGGCGCCCAACACGCCGAUGAACCGACGCGACAGCACGGAAUGGAUGCACACGCCGUCCGACCGGGCCGAGGAAGGCGACGACGACGACGACGACCACUGGCAAGCCCUGCUGACGCCGGUUCCCGUCACGCCGGCGCCGGAUGCCCUGGCGCGGUACGCGGCCGAGCUGACGCCGGAGACGCCCACGAUGGCGUUCGACUUUGACGAUUCGCCUUCCAAGAAGGCUGGGCUCAUGACGUGCCCGUCCAAGCCCAGCACGUACAGCGAGAUGGGCCGGGGUAUCCUGGACAGGGAGAAGGAUGAGAGUGUGUUGAUGAGGCUGAUGGCUGCGCGCCGGAAGAGCUUGCAGUUUGCGCCCAAGGUUAGCAGCCCGUUGUCCAAGGCUUGGUGAAGCAUUUUGUUCUAUUUUUGUAUGGAUAUUUGGCGUUUGGCGGGGGGGACACCCGACCGGUGGAUAACUCGGGAGGCGUUGGAUUACGGGUAUUAUUUCUUCUUCUUUUGCGGACCGGAUGGUAUUCGCUGUAGCUGUCCUCAUAGAAGAACUAACUAGCCAAACGCAUAACACGUCCCUGGAAGAUGUCUUGUGGUCAAUUAUGUGCUCGCGCUUCUUCUCAGCGGCGUUCACAUGCUGCACCUAUUUCCGCAGUGCACCUGUUGGCACCUGCGAGUUAGAGUGAUAAUAAGGUACCUUAUGUAAUAAUCCC